UCAUCAAAAAGACGGAAUGUCAGUGACCGCUGAAUCAUUUUUUCAAAGUCGUUCAUUGGAACGAAUCAUUUAAAAGAACCGAUACGCGAAAAUGAGUCGGACUUCCCAUCACUACUGUUCUGCGCUUGAAACUAAUCCCCUUUCGUCACGCGCUGAGCGGAAGUGACGUACAUAGCCAGAAGCGUGACGAAGGCUGGCUUAAAAAUACAACAAGGAAGUGGACGUUUACUGUCAAGGCUAAAAUAACAUUCAUAAAGGAGACAUUGAAUUACCUAUCGGUGUCUUAUCACUGAAUAAGUACCGGGAGGGUAUAGUCAUCUCGGACUUACCCGAAAGCCCGUGAGUAUCUGUUUGAAUAACCGUGGAGCUCGAGUCCAGCAAUGAACACGGACGUAGAAUUUCACAUCAGGCAGAAUUACCCGUGGAACAAACUGCCAGCUAAUGUCAAACAGAGCCUGGGAAACUCACAGCGUGAAUAUGACAAACAGGUUCUUCUGUACAGUAUCCGAAACCAGCUUCGCUUCCGCAAUAACCUAGUCAGGCAUGUGAAGAAGGAUGAACGCAAGUAUUAUGAAGAGCUGUUGAAGUACAGCCGGGAGCAUCUGAUGCUCUACCCCUACCACCUGUCUGACAUCAUGGUCAAGGGUCUGCGGGUCACCCCCUUCUCCUACUACAUCAGCAUCAUGGAGGACAUCAUGAACUGUGAGAAGAGUUAUGAUUCCCUGCCCAACUUCACUGCUGCUGACUGUCUGAGGCUGCUUGGGAUUGGCAGGAACCAGUACAUUGACCUAAUGAACCAGUGCAGAUCUUCCAAAAAAUUCUUCCGGAGGAAAUCGGCUCGGGAUCUCCUGCCAGCAAAACCUGUGGAGAUCACGGUAGAGCCCUGGUGGGUGGUACAGACCGGAUAUAUCACCGAGGAUGACAUCAGGAUCUGCUCUGUGGCGGAGAAGACGGCCAUUGAUAAGAUGAUAGAUUCUGGACCCCAGCUGGCUGGAUCAAUGGAGUACAACGUGGUUCUGAGUUUGUACAACCGGGGCUAUAUAUAUCUUGAUGUGCCCAUAUCAGAUGACAGCUGUAUAUCAGUGCCGCCGCUUGAGGGGUUUGUCAUGAACAGAGUCCAGGGUGAUUAUUUCGAAACGCUACUCUACAAAAUCUUCGUUUCCAUCGAUGAGCAGACUAAUGUGUCGGAGCUGGCUAAUGUACUGGAGAUUGACUUGGGCCUGGUGAAGAAUGCAGUGUCCAUGUAUUGUCGCCUGGGGUUCGCUAUCAAAAAGGGUCAUGUGAUCAGCCCGGACCAGCUGCACCCCUCAUGGAAGAGUGCCCCUUCGGUCAACAGACUCAAAGGCACUAUGGACCCUCAGAAGAUGCUGCUGUCAUGGGAGGGUGGGAGUCCAGUGAUGGAGGCCGGUUCCUCAGCCACUGAUACAGACACCACCAGCCUGGAGGACCAGGACACUGCAAGUGUGAGCAGUCUAAGUAUUCCAGCCGCCCCGACUAAGAGGAUCGCCUUUCUGUUUGACUCCACGCUCACCGCCUUCCUCAUGAUGGGCAAUCUGUCCCCUAACUUGAAGAGCCACGCUGUGACGAUGUUUGAGGUGGGGAAGUUGUCUGAUGAGACCCUGGACAGUUUUCUCAUGGAACUGGAGAAGGUUGAGAGCACUGCUGAAGGAGAGGCUCAGAGAUAUUUUGACCAUGCGCUGACCCUCAGGAACACAAUACUCUUUCUGCGCUACAACAAAGAUCUCACGCCUGAUCAGGGCCCUGAUGUACCAAAUAUAGGCCUGCCUCUGGACCUCCUCCGCUGUGAAAGCCUGCUGGGAUUGGACCCUGCCACCUGCAGCCGUGUGUUGAACAAGAACUACAAACUGCUAGUUUCCAUGGCGCCACUCAGCAACGAGAUCCGGCCAAUCAGCAGCUGCACGCCUCAGCACAUUGGUCCAGCCAUUCCUGAGGUCAGCUCCAUCUGGUUCAAACUGUAUCUGUAUUCUGUCACUGGUCAAGGCCCUCCAUCACUUCUGUUGUCCAAGGGCUCCAGGCUCAGGAAGCUGCCAGAGAUCUUCCAGGCCUAUGACCGACUGCUUAUUACAUCAUGGGGUCAUGACCCUGGGGUUGUUCCGACAUCCAAUGUGCUAACAAUGCUGAACGAUGCCCUCACCCACUCUGCUGUGCUCAUCCAGGGUCAUGGAAUGCAUGGACACGGUGAAACUGUCCAUGUCCCAUUCCCAUUUGACGACGAAGACCUUAAAGCAGAGUUCUCAUAUUCCAAUAUGUGUGCGCACAAAGCCCUUAAGAUCCUCCGGGACAAAGUGGAUCUGGAGCACCAGUGUGGCUACAUCACCAUGCUCAACCACAACAACAGACAUCGCAGACGACCCAGUGACGCCGACGGAGACCCUGAGCUUAGUGGAGUGCUUGAUGCCAACGGAAGCAAUGAAUCUUUUGAGCUGGUUACAGAGGAGAAUAACGGAGACGGCAGCAAGAAAACGGGAACAGAAGGGUCGUCCAGUGAGGAUGAAUGGGUUCCUCUGGAGCUUUGCUUUGGGAUGCCUCUUUUUAGCUCUGAGUUAAACCACAAAGUGUGUCAGAGGAUCGUCUCCCACAAACUCUGCAGCAAAGACAGUCUUCAAGAGUUACUACAUUCCAGUCGAAAACUGGCAUUAAAGGUUCUCAGUUUUGUUUAUGCAUUCCAGAACGGAAAACAGCCCGCGGACCCUGACAGUGGGGUCUAUGGUCCCCUGAGUCAGCCCCCAGCAGAGUCUGGCGUCCCCCUCCCCGCAAUCAACCUGCUCUUCAAGGAGGGCGAGCUGAAGGAAUGGAGCGGCCGAGCGCCGCCCUCCCUGCACAUCUCUGCCCCACAGAGAGAUCAGCCCACAUAAAACACCACCCUCAAAAUAACCCUGUUCAGAUCCACACCAUACACCGCUUAUGUCAUGAGUUACCAUGUUACCUGUGGCACUCAAUCACACACAGCCAUCAAGUGCUGCUGCCGCCAUCCGUCACGUCUGGAUGCGAGCCUCCAGAGUAAAGUCCCGACGGCUCACACGUCCCAUUCACCCAAUCAAAAAAUAGAAAAUCUAUUUACAAAAAACCUUUUAAUGUGUAUAUAGACUUUGCUUGGAAAACAUAGGACCAAUCCUGGGGUUGGAUGAAAUCGCCCUACUUGUAUUACCAUGUUUUGUGACCUGAUGCAUGAUAUCACUGCACAAAAUCUCAGAAACUACUUGACUGAAUCAGCAGGGUUUGAAAACACAAAUUUGAGGUUUACGUUUUGCACAAAGCCUGAGGAUGAAAUUCAGGUUUAUUCGAUUUUUUUUUUUUUUUUUUGGGUGAGACUUGAUUACGGUUUAUUAGGUAGUAUUCCAGCUGGAAAUCUUGUCCGUCUCAAUUCUGCUUAGCAGAGGAGCGUUUCAGCUUCACUGAGACCAAAGACCUACUUGUUUUAUGUUGAUUUUUACUAUUAUUUUAAUUAUCGCUGCCUUAUUUGCUUUGUGCCCAUUAGACUACUUUAUCACCGAAUGCAUUUAUUCCACUAGGCCAGUUUGAAUAUGUUCACACUAUCUGCUUUAGUCCACAAACCUUCAAAUAGUGACAACAAGGUCGUCGAUUAUCCAUCAGUACCUAGAUGUGUUGAAUAUCAGUAUAAGUUUAGAGUUUGUUGUGCGAAUAUGCAGUAAUACAGCAUUAAAAUUCCCCUCAGUGGCCUGAUUUUUUUCCCUCAUGCCUUUACUGAGGGUGUUGCCAGUGUUUCCCCAAUCAAACCUUAUGGUAGUGGUGUAUGAAGACCGAUUAGAGAUCUUGGUGCUGCAUGAUGAGUGUGUAGAGUCGUUGUGUGUAUUGUGCACCAUCCUCUCCUCAUCUCUUUAUUUCCCCUUUCCAUUCCUUCCUGCAACGAUACGGUCCAAAACAACACCGGCUCCGUGCCUGACCCUGUCACACUGUUAGGGAAAAAAUAACCGGUAGUUUUAUAAAGUCUCCCUGCAUUUUAGGAACUCUCUGUUGUAGUGUACUUGAUGGGACUGUGAACAUGCUCUUGUAAUUAAAUGGGUACAGAAGUUACAUUUUCCCCUCACUCCAUCCCAUUCUCCAAAAUAUAUGUCAUAACAAAUGAAUAUGUAAAAAGUAUAUGAAAGUACUAAUAAAUAUGUUACAAAAACA
Messenger RNA from Onychostoma macrolepis, 4155 nucleotides. RefSeq names its product family with sequence similarity 91 member A1 (gene fam91a1). The transcript is spliced from 24 exons. The record is from RefSeq and is a predicted model, not a curated record. Gene Ontology annotation, biological process: intracellular protein transport. Bases 381 to 2876 code for a protein of 831 amino acids. NCBI's taxonomy places the organism in Eukaryota, Metazoa, Chordata, Actinopteri, Cypriniformes, Cyprinidae. Gene Ontology annotation, cellular component: trans-Golgi network; cytoplasmic vesicle.